Stylophora pistillata is the source of this 741-nucleotide messenger RNA. RefSeq names its product thyroxine 5-deiodinase. Gene Ontology annotation, biological process: thyroid hormone metabolic process. NCBI's taxonomy places the organism in Eukaryota, Metazoa, Cnidaria, Anthozoa, Scleractinia, Pocilloporidae. The record is from RefSeq and is a predicted model, not a curated record. Gene Ontology annotation, molecular function: thyroxine 5'-deiodinase activity.
AUGUUUAUCCAAAUUGCGCAACUAGCUCAAGUAUUCGCAGCUUACAGCAUGUUAGUGCUGGUAUUUUCAAUUGGCUCUUUACUUAAGUCUUUCCCAUCCUUCCGGAAAAGCAUCAUUAGAGCCUUCGAAAUGAUUACUAAAGUAAAGUUACCGGUCACUUCAUAUUGGGACUCUUUGUUCUCCGAUCAAAUGUUCCAGAACGUGUGGCAUAGCGUGGCUUUGGAUAUGAACAAGAAGACCAAGCAAGGAGGCGACGCUCCAAACAGUCCAGUAGUGACAUCGUCCGGAAAAUAUUGUUUUCCAUUAUUGGAGGUGGCCAAAGCUGGACGUCCCCUUGUUUUGAACUUUGGCAGUUGUACCUGUCCUAUAUUUAUGAGCCAGUUGAACGACUUUCAAGAAAUGGUUGACCAAUUCAAGCACAUCGCUGAUUUUUGUGUUGUUUACAUUGAGGAGGCUCACCCUUCGGAUGGAUGGGCUUUAAAGAAAAACUACAACAUCAGAACACACAGAACGCAAGCCGAAAGAUGUAAAGCUGCCCGUGAAUUGACGCGAAAAAUUCCAGAAUGUCCAGUGGUGGUAGAUACUAUGCUUGACGCGGCAAAUAUUGCUUAUGGCGCUCUUCCAAUCCGGUUUCACGUCAUUCAGGACAGAAAGGUUCUUUAUGAAGGUGGACCUGGACCAAUGGGUUACAAAAUAAGUGAAGUAAAGACUUGGCUGGAAAAUUAUCUAGCCGAGAAGUGA